Messenger RNA from Schizophyllum commune H4-8, 1422 nucleotides. RefSeq lists its product as uncharacterized. Bases 7 to 1422 code for a protein of 471 amino acids. The transcript is spliced from 6 exons. NCBI's taxonomy places the organism in Eukaryota, Fungi, Basidiomycota, Agaricomycetes, Agaricales, Schizophyllaceae. The record is from RefSeq and is a predicted model, not a curated record. Gene Ontology annotation, biological process: chromatin remodeling; DNA repair; negative regulation of transcription by RNA polymerase II. Gene Ontology annotation, molecular function: transcription corepressor activity. Gene Ontology annotation, cellular component: Swr1 complex; NuA4 histone acetyltransferase complex.
CCCACCAUGGCGGUCUCGGCGGCGGACGUUCGCAGCGCACUCGCUUUGCCAGAAUCAUCGACUUCGGCGGCUCAGAACAAGAAGGGAAAGCAGAGGGAUGGGAUACCACGCGAGCUUUACCGUCUCAUUGGCCCUUCCAUGCCUUCAUUGGCCGUACCCAAGCCACCGCGCUUAAAGCAGAAGCCGAACCUGGGGGUGGAGGUGAAGUGGGAGAAACGCAAGUUUAAGAACCCAGCGCGAAAGGACGGUCUAGAGCUCGAGCACUGGGUGAGGGCAUCCACUGAUCCCAACGAAGAGUACCCCUUUGCCAAGUAUAACACCAGACCACCCAUCCACCGAUAUAGUGAAGAGGAGUACGCGAAUUGGCUGCAAGAUGAGCAAUGGAACAAGGAAGAGACAGAUUACCUCUUCAGCGUGCUCAACGAAUACGACAUGCGCUGGUACAUCGUUCAUGACCGCUACGACUAUACAGGCCCCAAGAAAGAUGAGAAGCAGCCGCACAAGAAACGCACACUAGAAGAUCUUAAAGAGAGAUACUACAGCGUCUGUCGAAAGCUUAUACGCAACCGCAAUGCGCACGUCGACGAGGCAACUAGGGCAUCGAUGUUGUCCAACUUUCAGUUCGACAAAGAACGGGAGGUCACGCGGCGAAAGUACAUUGAGAGCCUGGACAAACGCGGUCAGGACGCCUUGGAGGAGGAGGAAGCGCUGUACAUCGAGAUCAAGCGCCUCGAGCAGAACGAGCGCAAGUUCAAGAAAGACCGCGACGAACUCCUGCGCGUCCUCGCCGGCAUCGACUCAGGCCUCCCCGACGUCAUUGAGGACGCGGACCUCUCGCUCAUCGCUGUCGAUACCAAGCGCAGCAAGAAGAAAGGCACCCUCGAGCCCGACACGCCGACCACGCCCUCUGCCUCCGCUGCCUCGCGGCCUGUCGUCAAGUCCCUCCCCACCGAUGCGCUCCACUGCAUCACGCGCACGGAGCCCUCGUCGAGCCUGCCUUCGACGAAGGCCGCGCACACUGCUGCGUAUGUGCGUUCGUACAAGAUCCCCGUCGCGAAGGCGUCGAUGGCGCAGCGCGUGCAGGAGAUUAUGGCCGAGCUGGGCUUGUCUGCGGGCAGGCUCGUUAUGCCCACGGCGGGGAAUGUGGCGCAGAUGGAGUCGCUGAUGGACGCCAUCUACGUUCUUAUCGACGCGAAGAAGGCAGUGGAUAAGGUAGAGAUGGACAUCCGGACGGCGAAGGAGCGACUCAAUAUGCGCGGGAGCGAGGGUGCGGAUGAGGGGGCUGGGGAUCAGCUUAUGCACAGCAGGUCGCAGAGCGUGGCAAGUGGGCGAGGGAGGAAGCAGGCAAGGCGGUCGGCGUCAGUGGCGUCGUCUGUCGACGCGUCGGUCAGCGCCAGGCCGACGAAGCGGCAGAGGCGGUAA